This is a messenger RNA of Phoenix dactylifera (date palm), 876 nucleotides long. Its product is annotated as CASP-like protein 2B1. Lineage: Eukaryota; Viridiplantae; Streptophyta; Magnoliopsida; Arecales; Arecaceae. The record is from RefSeq and is a predicted model, not a curated record.
GCAGCCUACCAGCUUGUUUUGCUUGCCAUGGGCCCUAUACAAGGGAAACUCCAGUAUUGAAUUCCAUGUUGGUGAGAUUGGUGGAGAAAGAAGGUUUCUUUUCUAUUUCUUUUGGAUCUUUCGUGGGGAAUUUGUUCAGGGAGGAUGGGCAAUCCUUGGAAUGUGCCUGUGGGUGGCAGAUGGAAGGCAGUGGAGAGGAAGCUGAGGGUGGGAGAGGUGGCUCUCAGGUGUGUUAUAUGUGGCCUUGCCGUGCUUGUGGCUGCCCUUGUGGGGACUGACACCCAGACCAGGAGGAUCGUCUACCUGGAAAGGAAGGCCAAGUUCACGGACAUGAAGGCUUCAGUGUUUCUGGUGAUAUUUAAUGGGAUUGCUGCAUGUUAUAGUCUUAUACAGGGCCUGCGAUGUAUAGUAAAUGUAACCAAGGGGAGUGUUCUGUUAAACAAGCCCUUCGCUUGGCUUAUUUUCUUAUGUGAUCAGGUAAUGGCAUAUGUAUCAGUAGCUGCAGUGGCUGCAAGUGCACAGUCAGGAUUGCUUGCACAGUUUGGCCAACCAGAGCUUCAAUGGAUGAAACUAUGUGAUCUGUAUAGGGGAUUCUGCAUCAAGGCUGGAUGUGGUUUAGCGAUUGCAUUUGUGGUCACUUCUUGUAUUCUCAUACUUUCCUGUAUCUCUGCAUUUAACCUUUUCCGACUGUAUGGGAAUAACAAAAGAUGAGGGCAGUUGAAAUGGUAGGACAUAGCUCUUCUCCCUACUUUACUCCUUCCAUCUCUCUAUAGCUAAUUUGCUGGUAUAUCAUAACGAUGACCUUUGUAUUUUUCUAAAACAUAUGUUGUAAUUGCUAUCCAAUCAUGCAAUGUUGUGCCUUUUUUAAUUUGGUAA